This is a messenger RNA of Penaeus indicus, 11869 nucleotides long. It is a transcript of the gene Pli, whose product is annotated as protein pellino-like. The record is from RefSeq and is a predicted model, not a curated record. Gene Ontology annotation, molecular function: protein binding; ubiquitin protein ligase activity. The transcript has 8 exons. Gene Ontology annotation, biological process: regulation of Toll signaling pathway; protein polyubiquitination. NCBI's taxonomy places the organism in Eukaryota, Metazoa, Arthropoda, Malacostraca, Decapoda, Penaeidae. The annotation marks the transcript as partial.
GUAUAAUGGUUUUUUACCUCCCUGUGAUAAGGGUAGACGUAGAAGCAAGUUUGUGUUGCACAGACGCCAGGCGGCCAAUGGAGUCAAACCUGCUCGGCAUUAUGUGGUGCGAACGCCACAAAAUACACAGGCUAUAUUGGACGCCCAGCAACACAGCAUCUCAUAUACGCUAUCACGAAACCAAGCGGUGAUUGUAGAGUAUCAGUUAGAUACAGAGACGGACAUGUUUCAAAUUGGUCGGUCGUCUGAAACACCCAUAGACUUUGUUGUGAUGGACACGAUACCUGGUGAUAAACAUGGGGAAUUGAAGGUGACGCAGAGUACAAUUAGCAGAUUUGCGUGUCGUAUAAUUGCUCACAGAACAACUCGCACCACUCAGGUUUAUGCUGCUGGCUUCGAUUCGUCGAGAAACAUAUUUCUGGGGGAAAAAGCGACUAAAUGGCAGAACAACGGAGAAAUCGACGGCCUGACAACAAAUGGAGUCCUCAUUAUGCAUCCACCAAGUCAAUUUUGUGGAGGCGAGGCCAAACCGGGCAUCUGGAGGGAAGUAUCAGUCGGGGGAGGUGUUUAUGCAUUAAGAGAAUCACGGUCUGCCCCACAGAAAGGCAUAAAGAUUGAUGAGGAAACAAAUGUAUUACAAGAUGGCACGUUGAUAGACUUGUGUGGAGCUACGUUACUAUGGAGGUCGGCAGAGGGUUUAGGAAAAUCUCCCACGAAACGACAUCUAGAACAGAUGGUGGACGAGCUCAAUGCAGGUCGUCCACAGUGCCCUGUAGGACUCAAUACCUUAGUCAUACCCAGAAAGGCUACCCUCACAAGCACGGAAAAGCAGCCUGUAGUGUAUCUGAACUGUGGCCAUGUGCAGGGUUUACAUGAGUGGGGUCAUGAGAAGGACUCGAAUUCCCACACUUGCCCUAUGUGUCUUAAGGUUGGGCCAGUAGUCAAGUUAUGUAUGGGCAUCGAGCCUGCCUUUUAUGUUGACAGUGGCCCUCCGUCAUUCUGCUUUAAUCCUUGUGGACAUAUGGCCUCUGAAAAGACAGUUAGGUAUUGGGCUGCAGUACCUAUUCCUCAUGGGACCAAUGGGUUUCAUGCAGCUUGUCCAUUUUGUGCUUCACCUUUAGAAGGUGACCCAGGCUUUGUCCGACUCAUUUUUCAAGACAACUGCGACUGAAUUCCCUCCUGGCAUUACACACACACUAUAGAGUUAUCAUUGGACAACCUUUGGAAUCAUAUCAUCACAAUCCUACAGUUUGAUAUGCACGAUGUCCUCUUUUGUUGAUCAGGUUUUAACAGGUGAAACUCAAUUUGUCAAGACAUAUAUAUCGUUAGACUUGUUUUAUGCAACUAGAAUAUAUUGCUUGUUGAACUGUACAAUAGUAUGUAAAAGAAACAGUAGAGUGAAUCAUACCCACUGCUGGAAAGAGAGAGAGAGAGAGAGGGUUCUUGCAUGAUGUGUAAGUGGUUGACAAAACAAGAAAAACUGGCAUAUGAAAAGGUCUCUUGGAAACCGAGACGCAGUGACCGCUCGCCAGCGCACUACACACCAAGCAUUGCCAACGACGGCCUCACUUGCCAUCGCAUACCGGGUGUUGAUGUCAUCUUUUCAGUAAGUAUUAAUUCUGCCUACAGUGGAGACUCCUGUGCUGCCAAGCCUCAUCCUCAUGUGAUGGAAAGUUCAGUAGGAAACUUCUGUGAAAGACUGUGAGUUAAAUGUGGAAAAAAAACUUUGUUUGCAUGUCAAAGAAGUGACAAUGGAAAAAAGGCAUUGGUUCUGAUGUGAUGGAAGUUUAUACAGUUUUAUAUAAUAAUCUCAACCAUGAAUAUGCCCCUUAUGCUGUUAUCGUAAAGAAAAGGAAGAUAUGUUACAUAAUCUUGCAGGUAUACUGUAUAUGUUGGUAUAUAAGGUGGAUACCUAAUAUUUCAAUUUUAAAUGUAGGUUUUAAACUAUACUUGGUGUAUGAGGUGAUUCAAGGUCUUAGUAUUGAGAGCUUACUUUUCCAUUAAGCAUUUGCCAACCAUCCUGCUGAUCAGUGGAGUGACUUUAGUAUGCUGUUAACCAACACAGUCUUGAUUAUUCAAAAAACGACUGGUUCAUUUCAAAUAUUGCCAAAAUGCUGUCAGUUACCUAUCGUGAUAUGCAUCAAACUUACUCAGCUGUUGUAGCAUUACCACUAGUGAAGUGUUGAUAUGUUGCCAGGCAUAAUUUUACCUUUUGAUUAAAAUUAUUGAUAGAUAUUCUUACUUCUAUGUUUGAUAUAGUACAUUAAGAAUAUGGCUCUAAAUUACAUUGCAGGUAUUUUCUUUAUUUUGUCAAUUCUUGUUUUACUUCAGACAUUUGGUAUGACUGUUCAUAAUCUUUGAAUGAUAUCCUCAGCUGAGCUGUGCAAUGCUGUUGAAUAGGUUUGUAGUACAUGUUCAUUAUUUUGCUACACCAUCACAAUCAAUAUAGAUUUACUGUACUGUCAAGCUUUGUUUGGAAAUAUCCAAUGGUAGGACAAAUUAUGAAUUAUGUAAGUACUUUAUGCUCUUUACCACUGUCAUUGGUGACCCUCUAAACAACAGGUAGUUAGGGUUCAUAUUUUGUGCCUCAUGCACAGAUGACUCCUGAUUCUGGGAUGAUUUUUUUAAAGGUUCAAAUUCCAUGCUAUACACCAACAUAUACAAUAUAUGAUUGAUAUGUCAGUGAUGAAAUGGUCCAUAUUUACUCUGUUUGAAUCCUGUAUUGCACCUGAAAUCCUUGCCCACAUCCUUGUAACAAUUGAGACCACUUUAGAAGUCAGAGCCAAAAAUAUAUAUACAAGGUAAAAUGUAUUUCCACUAAAAAAGUAAAUCAUAUUUGCAGUAUUACCGCAAAUAAAUGAAAAUACUCUAGUAUUAUUGUUUAGCCACCAUCUUCAUUGCUUAAAACUAUGUGACUUGUACGUUUGGAAGGCAGUGUUAUUUUAAAGCAUCCACACAAAUCAGGCUUAUAUAUCACCCUGCACAAAGGCUCAGCAUUGCCACUUCUUUGCAUGGUAUAGGGAAACAAAACCUUUUUUUAUUUCUAAAAAUGUUAUGAAAGGAAAAAAAAAGGUAACAUGCCUAAUAUAGUGCCACUUCAACUUGCAGCAAUAAAUAAUAGCUAUUUGUAGACAGAACCACAGAAGUGCUUGCCAUAUUUCUUCUUAAUCAGCUGUUUCCAUUUAUUGCAUACAGGGCUAUGCAGCAUUAUGGCAUGUAUGUUAUCAGCUUUAUUCCAUAGGGCACUUAUCAGUUACAAGGUAUAUUGUAAGACUGCGUUGAUAAGGGACUUUUGAACUACCACCAUUUUCUGACCUUAAUUAGUAGUCAGAUAUGCAAGAAUUGAGGUUGAAAAGCCAGUAUUGACACUUUAUUUGAGCUAUUGAGCAUUCCAAUUAUGUAAAAGAUGCUUUUUUUCAGUCAACUAGUACUUAAGUUUUACCACAGGAACAGAAGAAAGAUCUGAGAGGAGAAAGGGAUAUUUUGUAUUGAGAAGGUGGAGAUGAAUGAGGUAGAAAAGUAUAUAUACAUAUUUAAUGUUUUACCAGCUCUGUAUAAUCACUGAAGUUAUAUGUGUCUUGUCUGUCUGUUGUGGACAAGAUCUUGGGUGAGAAAGCUGAGCUGUCGAGCCUUUUUUGGAAAUAUUGAUAGAUGACACCAAGUACUUGGAAGGAAAAUAAAGUUGGAAAACAGAGAGACAUAAAAGUUCAGUGUAAUUAAUUACCCCAAGUUUCAAAUGCCCUUUGUUAAUGGCAAGGAAAUCUUUCUUUUGCUGUUGUAGAAAAUUUUUGAAAUUUCAGAAUUUUAGUGUUCAGAUCUCUAUUUUAAAUCAUUAGUUUGUUGUGAGAGAUUAAUAAUUGUUUUUUUAUUAAUAUGGUAUAUUUCUUAGUAUACUAGUAAUAACAAAAAUAAUUUUGAAUAUUCUUUCAUACUUAACUUUUUUUUUUCCAAAACAAAAAAUUGGUAGGGAAAUAAUAUAGCCAAGUGUAAAGAGAAAGUUAAUAGAAACAUUUUUUAGAUAUUUUUUUAUUGGAAUUGAUACCCAUUGUCACCAAUGGAAUAUCCUGAAUUAAUAUUAAUUUUGAUGAGCAGUAUUAUUUGAGCAAGAAGGGAAAGAUUUUCAUGAUUUUGACAUCGGGCUCUUUGUGAAAUGUAUAACUUUCAUUUGUAAAAAGUGAAAAAUGAAAACAUUUGCGAGAAAGAUGAAACUAUUGUUCCAAGUAUGAAUAGAGGAGAUGAAGCAUGAGUAUUAAAAAUUUAUUCGUUAUACAAAGUGAGUUUAUAAGCCUUUGACAGAACUAAAACUUCAUUUUCUCUUUUGAAUUCAAUCCAAUCUAUGUGAUAACCCCUUGACGGCGGUAGUAAGGAAGAGUAAAACAGAAUAAUAUGAAGAAAUCAGAGAUGCUUUCAGUAAUUUUUUGUGGUAUAUCAGGGACUUUGUUAUAAACUAUUUUAAGAAAAGUAUCUCAAGGAAGAUCAGUUGAUUUCUGUAGUGUCACGUACGUAUUAGAGAUUGUAAUUUGUAUUCUAUUUGAAGUCUUCGUAAGUCUUAAGAACGUAUAAUGAGCUGUGGUUGCAGGGAGACAUGUUGUUGCAUCAUAUCACCUUAAUGUUGUCGUGAGUUAGAUUUGUCCACUAGGAUAAGAAGGAAAGACUGUAAUGGACUCGUAUUGCUGCUGGAAAAUGAUGAGAAGGGUAUAAACAUUUUUGUCCUUUGGAUAUGAAAUUAAGUGAAUAAAUUGAAAGAUAUUGAUGGCAGGAGGAUAGUGAAGAUAAUUUUCUAUUUGUUGCUCUUCUGUAGGUAUGUAUAUUAUUUCAUUUUAUCAUGUAAUUGAUGCAGGAAAUAACAUUCAUCAAAACUAGUAAAAUAUUGUUGAUCAAGAAUUUGCAUAGUAGUUAACACUACUCAGUUAUAUUCUGUAAAUAAAAGUAAGAUUAGUGCAAAUAAUGCAGACCUUAUUACCAAAAUACUCACUAAUAUAACUUUUAGUAUUUGUAUGUGGAAUAUUUACACAUGCAAAUAUGGUAUAUAUUGCCUCAUUGUGUGAAGGACAUCAUACGUUGUUCUGUACAUUGAAUGGAUCAUCCCAUUAAUGUAAAUGAUAAGUAACAGAAAACCGCUGUCAAGGGGUUAAGUGUAUUAUUUGUGCCUGACUUGGUGGGUGCAUCUUUGGAGCUGCGUUCGUGGAGGUUACAACACAUCCUGGGCUGACAGGGUGAAUGUGGAAUCAGAUACUUGCAUACACCUGUGCCUACAGUCACUCUCAUAAUCUACAUGUAUCUUCAUGCUGGCUAGCACACUCACACUAAUGUUUACUGUCACACACACAUUGUACAUUUACAUACACAUGCGUAAAAAUAUAUACAUUUGUGUAUACAUGUAUUCAUUUACAUGCCCAUUUACAUGAACAUGUGUAUACACAUGCAAACGCACAUGCGGACACACACAAACACAAAUGCAAAAACAUACACAAACAUAGGCAUACACAUGUGUACAUACAAACAUGUGCUAACUCAUACACAAGCACACAUGCAAGGGCGCGCAUGUGUGCACACACACACACAAACAAACAAACACACACACACACACACACACACACACACACACACACACACACACACACACACACACACACACACACACACACACACACACACACACACACACACACACACACAUACACACAUACACACAUAUAUAUUUAUGCUUAUAUUUUCUGAAAUUGUAAUUGAAAAGAGUACAUUCAUGUGUUCUCCCAGAGCACAUCCAUUUUACACCCAGACAUAACCUUGAAAUUUUUAAAAAGACAUGGAUAUAUGUUUAUAUAAAUAUGUAUUUAUAUUUAUAUAUAUGUAAACAUAAACGAGGAUAGAAUAAGUAGUUGGUUAUUGAUUCCAAAAUGUGGAGUGUUUAAUUGGUAAGAUAACGGUUGAUUUGAGUGUAAUAUUUUUUUCUUCUUCUUCACCCUCUUGUAGGUAGGAAUUCUGUUUUUGUGACUUAUACAUCGAGUGUAUUUAAAGAGCUGAAGUCGCAGGGCGUUGUUGUUGUACACUUUCCGAGUUCAGCCUGGAGUAUGACCCUUAAUGGCAGCCUCGGAGACGAGUUGCCGGUUAGAUUUACGAAGCCUUGCUGUGGUCACAUGUGAAACGUUAAGAGGGCGGCAUGACUUGUUGUAGCCAGAGCGUUUUUUUUAAGAACUUGUGCAGUAAAAUUUGUCACUUCUAAAUUUAGAAAUUGGAUUUUGAAUUGUCAUUUGCAGCUGGUGCUAGAUGGUGGAGUGAAAGAGAGAAGGCCAGCUGAGUCAGAAAGGCGCUUCAAGUGUUAACAUACUGGAGAUAGAUGGGGAUAAAGUAACUCACCCUUACUUCUAAACCUUGUUCCUUGAAAUUAUUUGCUUUAAUUGAAUAUUUCAUGAUCAUUGUUAUUAUUAUUAUCAUUAUUAUUAUUAUUAUUAUUAUUAUUAUUAUUAUUAUUAUUAUUAUUAUUAUUAUUAUUAUUAUUAUCAUUAUCACUAUCUUUAUUAUUGGUAUUGGUAUUGAUAUCAAUAUUUAUAUUGAUAUUAUCAUUAUUAUUGCUAUUAUCAAUGUCAUUAUCUUUAUCAUUUUGAUAAUGAUUAAAAUGAGAAUUUUUAUGCUCAUUAUACAAAUAACAAUAAUAAUGCUAUUAUCCUUAUUACAUUUUUAUUGCUGUUAUUUUGAUUAUAAUUACUUUGUUUCAUUUAUUUUAAUUAUUAGUGUACUGUCGAUGCUAGCAGUAUCACCAUUACUAUUAUUAAGGAUAAUGUCAGUAUGUAAUGGAAUACACUUUGAGCCAUUUGUUGAGAGAAAAAUUUUCAGUCCAAAAAAAAUUAUUAUAUAUUAAGAGGAACACACUGCUGAUUAUGUUGUAAAGUUUCUAAUGAACAGGUUGGAUAAGCAGAUGGUGUUAGGAGUGGAUGUGUGACACAGACAGGCUGUACAUAAAAGAAAAAAAAAAAAAAGAAAAAAAAGAGAAAAAAAAAAUGUUGUCCCUUUGUAUCAAUGAGCUAUUUUUGUACUCAAGAUGUGGUGACCUAGAAGUUAGUCAUUGCUAUGAUGAUGAUGAUGAUGAUGUAAUAUACAAUUAUUAUUAUUAUCACUCUUGUACAUCCCCCCCCACCCCCCACCCCCAUACCCCCCUAGCCAUGAGAGUGUGGGGCCCCUUACUGUGAGUAGCUGAUAAUUGUGUUGGGAAGGAACUCUUUGACUCGGCCAGGUGAAACCAGCCAGGAGGGGAGAGGAAGAAGAGGAGGAGGAGGAAAAGGAGGAGAUGAGAGGUGAGAACAAGAAGAGGUGGUGGUGUUGAAAGGUGAAAGGAGGAGGAAGAGGAAGUGGUGGUGAGAGGUGAGAGAAAGAGAAGGAAGAGAAAGAGGAGGAGGUUUUGGUGAGAGGAGGAAGAGGAAGAGGAGGAGUUCAGAUAAAAAAAGAGGAGGUGGUGAGAGGAGUCACUUAUGGAGAGUGAGAAUGAGAUAGAGAGAAAGAGAAAGAAAGAAAGAGAGGAAGAUAUGUGUGCUGAGUAAACAUUCUUUAUUGGAAGUAAAUGGUGCAUUGGUGAGAAUAUUUUAUUUUUUUGGUUUUCUUUAUUAUUUUUCAUACAGGAUAUACCAAAUUAUUAGUAUUUGGCUGCAUUUUGCAUGUCUGUAAUAUAUGAACUGGACUUAGUUGAGCAGCAAAGAGGGAUUUGUUAAAAAGUUGUCAAUAGUAAGUCACAAUCAUUGCCAACAAAUGGAAAAGCAAAUGAAGGUGAGAGCAUGUGUAUGAAGAUGAGAUUAGCACCCAGUAGUCAUUUGUUGUUACUACUACAUUACUAGAUUCUAUUUUAGGGAUGCAAAAGAUGCAUGCGUUAAACCAUUAUGCCAGUUUUCUUUGUUUUUCUUAUAAAGAGAUAUGGACAGUGGGUGGAUAGGUGGGUGAAACUGAUAGGAAAGAUGGUUUGUUUGUAUGUGACUCUGUAUGCGAAUGAAAGUGUACAUUUAUUGAAAUAUAUUUUGAAGGAUAAGAAUUAUUCAAUAAUACUUUCACAACAUUGGGUUAUCUGAUUUAGAAAUCUUGUCUUCAUUGGUACCUAUUUCCUAAUUGCUUUUAGGGUCAGACUUUGUACAUUUUAAGAAGAAAAGAAACCGUACUGAAAUACAGUUUGUCCUUGAUAUUUUGGAACCUUAGUCCAUUAGUGCAGUUUGCUCAAAGUAUCUGGCACUUGAUUUUAUUGUUCAUACUUAAACAUUAGAUAAAAGUGAAGUUAUACAAUGUUAUCCUUUUUAUACGUAUGCUAUAAUACACCUUCAUUUACUGGCAAGAAAAAUAUUCAUGCCACAUGAUUCACACCAGCUCUGACAUGAGCCACAUGUAUGCAAAUAAAGACACACAUCACAGCCAGUGUUUUCUUAUUCAUACAGAAUCAAGUACAGUAAUGGGGAAAUAUAAAAUACAGUAAUACAAUAAUAAAGAGAUUAUAAGAGUGCAUUUUAUCUGUAUUAUCCCAAAUCUAUUAUGUAAGGUCCACUAUGUCAAGGGUGAACUGUACAUUCAGACAUUCAUAGACAUGUCUCAAACACGCAAAUAUCCAUUCACUUACACACACCCUAAAACAGACACAAACAAAUGGAUAUGCUUGACAUCCCAUACCCAUGUACAUGAACACAUGCAUGAUCACAUACAUUUACACAUGCAUACUACUUAUGUAAUGUAAUCUUCCCAAGUCAUUAAGAGUAAAGAAAAUUAUUUUGUAACUUUAAAGUUCAUUGGAAGAAUAAUUAAAGUAAAAUACAAAUGAAGUCUAAGAGUGAAUGUUUAGUUCAGUCUUAGUAUAACUUUCUCAAUAUAUUAUUAUGUAGCAAAAUCUUUUGGGGAAUAGAUUUUUUUUUCAUUGGGCAUUAGCAAUGAUUUUUUUCAUGUUCCUUUUUUAACUAAAUCUGUUGGUGGCUGUAGCAUUUUUUACCUUCAUAAAUUUACACAUAUAACCUUAUGGCAAAAAAUUUAAUGUAAUCAGCAUGGAGAGUUGAUAUUGGGUAAUACUGAUAUGCUGCUAUAUAUCCCACUAAUUCUUAUGGUUCCUAACAGACUCUACUUUUAAAGCGUUUAAAACUGAAUGAAUUGUCUGAAUGUUCAGUUGUGUUACAAUGUAUUUGUAUUGAGCCUUGUCAACUUAAUUUCUCUUAAGAAAAAGAAAGGUUAACUAAAGAAAAAAUUUAAAAUGUGAAUGAACCUGAAAAAAUAUUUAGAAUAUUUUAGAAUAUGUAUUCACAUGUAUACAUAUGCAUUCAUAUGAUUGAAAUAUAUAGCACUGGGACUUGGUACUAAACUUGUAUUUUAUGUUACCAUUGUGCAUAUCAAGCACUGAAAUAACCUUGCUAGCAUGCCACUUUACCAUAAAGGUCAGUGGGGCUUGCAAAUGUAUUCAUCAUGUACCAUUCUUUGUAAUGCAGUAUAUACAUGUCCAUAUUUGGAUGAUUAUAACUGAGAGAGAGAGAGAGAGAGAGAGAGAGAGAGAGAGAGAGAGAGAGAGAGAGAGAGAGAGAGAGAGAGAGAGAGAGAGAGAGAGAGAGAGAGAGACUGAUAGACUGAUUGAUAAGUUGACUGGAUGAAUGACAGACUGAUUUCUGAAUGGAUGGUCUAGUCACAGUAUGAUCAUGUCACUCACUCGAGCACCUCUGUACAUAGUUUAUUCCCUAAACAGACUGUGAUUCUUUUUUAUAGGUCCAGAGUUAUCCUAGGGCUUGGGCUGGGGUAAGGCUCAUGGUGUGGCAAAAAAAACACAAGUAUGGAACCAGCGUUACCACUUCACUCCUAAUUGUGUAUUAUAAGUGGUUCUUUGAUGUGUUAAACUGUGGCACUUAUGACCUACCGAGCAGUUUGCUCGCUUGAACAUUGCUUUGAUAAACAGUUUGCAUUGAACUUAUGACAAAUUUGUUUGUGUGGAUUCUGGUAUGGUUUUUAAUUUUGUUUAAAGGUUCACUCAUUAUCCUUCCCAGUGUUUAUAAGAAAUGAGCUAGAUCUGAUCAGGUGCCGCUUUGCGUCUGGCAGUUUGCCGCUUCAUAACAGAAGUUUUUAUGUAUAUAUAAUGAUGUUUCCUUGUUAAGAACUUGCUUAUUUCAACAGAUAUAUAUUUAUCCUCUGAGUAUAGGAUAUUUUACAUUUGGUCAUACAAGCAAUUUAUUGUUUCACAUUUUAUAUUAAUGAAAAUGAUAGACAAGCUUCUUAUCAAAUGUUAUUCUGAGCAAGGUAAACUCUUAGUUGUAUUAUGAUCUAUGUAAAUCUAAGGAGCUGCAUUAUCUUAAAGUAUGCUAAUUAGGGCAGAAAAGAAAUGCCAUACUGAGGAGCUUUUCCAGAAAGUUCAAUCUAAACAUGUGUCAUAUAAAAUGUAUCAAGUAUUCCUUCAGAGUAAAUAUUUUAACCCCAUUUAGACACUGAUAUUAUAUCUUCACUAAUUAUAAAAAAAAAAUAGAUUCAUCUCUUACCUUUUUCAGUAUCAUAUAUGGGGAGUGUUUCUUUUAUAUGAUUUCACUGCAGAAAACCUUGUGUAUAAGAGUACUAAAUCAAUUUUAUAUAUUUGCAGAUGUGAAAGUUCAUUUGUGUCUGUAUUUUCAUAUGUGAAACACAGAUUGUUUUCUUGAAUUGCAAACAAACAAACUCAAAACGAUUAAGGAAGAAAAAAAAAAAGAUUAAAGAGUAGAUGAGAGAAAGAAAAUAAAAUAAGUUGAGUCAUCAAACCUUAUACAAAAAAACAAUAACAAAAAACAACUGUUUUAUGAUCAACCAAAAAUGUUAUUUGAUAAAUAUCACUUUUACAGUCGUUUGAACCCACACCCCAGACCACCGUCCAGCCACACUGUAUACUUUCCCCCCCGGGUAACUAGGGUAAUCCCAGUAAUCUGUAAGAUGUUCUUGCGUGUUCCUGUAACCCCUAUGGUUUGAGAGACUGGCCCACUUCACUGUGUGAAUAUAUAUGAUUCAUAUUACUAUAGGAGUUUAUUCAUGGUACCCUCCUUGCUUUGGACUUGCUUUCUUUGUCACAUCACGUUUUGACAUUUCCUUAUUUUGAAGAGAGACUUGUAUGUUAUGAUUAAAGAAUAAAAUCUCAUCUACUAAUGAUGAUGUAAAUACAUGAAUACUAAUACGUGAGAAUGAUAUGUACUGUGUCUGAAAAUCGGUACUUGUUGAAAUUUGUUGAGUAUUGGAGACUUACGAAUUUAGACUCCACUGCUGUUCUGUAAUUAUCGAGUUGGAGUAGGAAUUCACACAUAGAGAGGAUUAAGAGGGUCCCUUCUAAUGUGAAACAAAUUUGUAUAGUGUUCCUAAGAUCGGUUCAACACAAACAAUAAUACCCCGUGUUGCCUCUGCGAAGGUAGGAGUGGUAUGUUUGUGGUUUGUGUUACAAGAUGAUUUUUGUUCAGUAUUAAGGAGAAGAGUAUGUAGCUUCUUCCGUUCUCUUGGUAUGAAGAACAAGCUUAGGGUUAAAACACAACUGACUCAUGCGAGUGCAGUGCAAGCAAGCACAUACACGCAUAGGCACAUGCACAUGCCCCAAUGCUGCCCCCACUCCCCCCAACACAAGUAUCUAAAUAUGUGCUUACACAUCCAGAUACACUACACAUGUACAUACAUAUCCAGAUGAAUUCAAUCACACAGAUCCACACACAUGUGCAACCAUGCACGUAUACAUAUGUAUACAUAUCUACAUACAUGCGCAUCUUUGUUUACAUCAAUGCACACAUUUUUGUGUGUACAUAUCUAUAUAUUCACAUAUACACAUAUAUCCAUAAACUAACACUCAACCACACACAAAUAAACAAACACAAACAAGCACACACACACAAACAAGCACACACACAAAUAAACUAACACGCGCACA